Carassius auratus (goldfish) is the source of this 4388-nucleotide messenger RNA. Its product is annotated as E3 ubiquitin-protein ligase MGRN1-like. Gene Ontology annotation, molecular function: ubiquitin protein ligase activity. The coding region runs from base 485 to 2143 and encodes 552 amino acids. The transcript has 16 exons. Gene Ontology annotation, cellular component: cytoplasm; nucleus; early endosome. Gene Ontology annotation, biological process: endosome to lysosome transport; negative regulation of G protein-coupled receptor signaling pathway; protein ubiquitination. Lineage: Eukaryota; Metazoa; Chordata; Actinopteri; Cypriniformes; Cyprinidae. The record is from RefSeq and is a predicted model, not a curated record.
GUGACGAGCUCAGCCAAUCACGUGACGAGUUGCUACAACCCUCGCGGGGUCGCCUCGCAACAACGAUUUCCUUGUGUUGUGUUUUCACGAAGAAAACGGCUAUUGUUAUUUGGAGAAAACACCCCGGACAAAAUUAUCUGCAGGUCUUCAGUCUACCAUUUUAUAAUUUACUUUAGAGUUUUUAUGUGCCUGUUUACCACUUGUUUUACUGAGUACCAGUUCGUGACAGGCGAACUAAUUAACUAGAUAGGAGCGGGCAUGCUAGUCAGUUAGCUAGUGUGUCAAGACUGAUCAGAACGUCACAUAAUACGACUGUAAGAGACACAUCUGAUCCCACUCAGAAGAAAAGAAAUGCCGCUCAAACACGUCAUGUUGAUUUGAACACUUUAUUCGUCUUGGAGCCGUUGCUGUUUUUUUCUCGGCUAAGGUUAGCUCACUUAACCAGUCGUGUUGCUGUGGUUGUACAUCGGUCUGAGCUGGAGAAAUGGGUUCAAUUAUUAGUCGAAGAAUCGCUGGUGUUGAGGACAUCGACAUCCAGGCCAAUUCUGCAUACAGAUAUCCUCCAAAAUCAGGAAACUAUUUCGCCAGCCAUUUUUUCAUGGGAGGAGAGAAGUUUGACACUCCUCAUCCAGAGGGAUACCUUUUUGGAGAGAACAUGGAUCUCAACUUUCUUGGUAACCGGCCAGUGCAGUUUCCCUAUGUUACUCCAGCACCCCAUGAGCCAGUCAGGACAUUGAGAAGUCUUGUCAACAUCAGAAAAGACUCAUUACGAUUGGUCAGGUAUAAAGAUGACGCUGAUACUCCUACUGAUGAAGGAGCAAAACCAAGGGCCUUAUAUGGAGUGGAGUUCACCUUUGACUCUGAUGCACGAGUGGCCAUCACUAUCUACUGCCAGGCUUUUGAGGAGUUCUCCAAUGGGAUGGCAUUAUACAGCCCUAGAACCCCUGCAUUAGUCUCUGAAACCAUAAAUUACAAACGAGGGGUUAGCCAGCAGUUUACCCUGCCCUCCUUCAAGAUGGAUUUCUCUGAAUGGAAGGAAGAAGAUCUCAACUUUGAUUUGGACAGAGGUGUUUUCCCCAUGGUGAUUCAGGCUGUGGUGGAUGAAGGAGAUGAUUGUUUGGGACAUGCACAUGUACUGUUGGCAGCAUUUGAAAAACAUGUUGAUGGCAGUUUCUCAGUCAAACCUUUGAAGCAGAAACAAAUUGUGGACCGUGUCAGUUACUUGUUACAAGAGAUUUAUGGAAUUGAGAACAAAAACAACCAAGAGACAAAGCCAUCUGAUGAUGAGAACAGUGACAACAGCAACGAGUGUGUGGUGUGUCUGUCAGAUCUGCGGGACACUCUGAUUUUGCCCUGUAGGCACUUGUGCCUGUGUAACUCCUGCGCUGAUACUCUGCGCUACCAGGCCAACAACUGCCCGAUCUGCCGACUGCCGUUUCGAGCUCUUCUUCAGAUUCGAGCUGUAAGAAAGAAGCCUGGAGCACUUUCUCCUGUUUCCUUCAGCCCAGUGCUGGCUCAAAACAUGGAUCAUGAUGAGCACUCAAGCUCAGACUCAGUUCCCCCUGGCUUUGAGCCCAUCUCACUGCUGGAGGCUUUGAAUGGUCUUGGUGCUGUGUCCCCUGGCCUUCCAUCUGCUCCUCUGUAUGACGAGAUCAACUUCGCUGGGAGCUUGAGUGGAGAGAGCAGGCAGCUCAGCUCACCUGACCACUCUGGAGACAGUUGUGGACAGAAGAGCAAAGUCAGCAAGUCACCCGACAGCACUCUACGCUCUCCAUCAUCACCCAUUCAGGAGGAGGAUGAAGAAAAACUGUCUGAGAUGUCUGAUGCACAAGCUCACACGCUGCUGUCCAGCAGUCCUGCCCCCACUGAGGGUACGGCUGGAGAGGACGUCCCUGAUUCACUGUCUCCUGAAGAUGAGGAUGGACUGAAUUUGGAGGAAGAGGUGAUGAAUGACUGCAGCAGUGAGCACAGCAGCUUUACCAAGACUGAUAGUGACCCCCCUGGAGACCUGUCCCUCCCCGGAUUAUCUGUCUCAACGGAGAGUCUGAACACUCAGAGUACCUGCUGCUCCAUCCAGCCGCUCCUGGGUCCCUCAAGCCAUUUGCACAUGGAUGAUGAUGAUGAUGAUGAACUGGAUGUUUAACCCUGUCCAUCUCCUUCUUUGUACAGCUGGACAUGUCUCCACAUUGCAGUUUGAUGCACUCCCUUUCCAAUAUCCCACUGUGAACAUGAUUGACUCUUGUUCCAGGCCUUUUGUUUUAAACACAACUGGCUGAGGCCGAUGAGCUUGUUCUGGAGGUGUGUCAUAUUUCUUGUGCUUGGUGUUUAGGGCUCUAUUUUGAACAAGUUGCUUACUUCACCCAAAAUGACCACCCUUACCCAAACUGUGCUAUAUUAUCUUUCUUCCAUGAAUCACUAAUUCACACUAAGUUGGGCAGAAUGUCCAGUCUGCUCUUUUACAUUCCAUAAAGUGGAAGUUGAUUUUAAAGUCCUUGGUUAGCUCAGAAAACCAGUGAAAUAAAAUUAUUAGUCCAUACUACAUAUCAAGUAAUCCAACUUUUCAGAAGUCAUAUGAAAUAGCUUUGAUUGACAGACCGAACUCUAAAACUUCAAAUAAUAUUCCUUCCAAUUACAAAAUGCCUUCAUGGUAUAAUUUUACUGAACUUUUGAAGAUUCACAAUCCAUCCUUAAAUGGAAAAAAAAAGUAUGAAAUGGUAGAUGGUGGUUGCAGAUGAAAUUUCUGGUGAUUUCUGGAAACAGUGUUUUUGAAUUGGCAUCCAUUGUUUCUUGAAGGACAUCCAAGGAACCUUACCAUUGCACAAAAGGUUCUUUAAAGUGGAAAAGGGUUCUCUAGAUUAUCUUUAAAAAAAGGUUCUUUGAGGAACUUCCUCACCACUUCUAUGUUUUAAACCGUUAUUUUUAAGUGUGUGGUUGAGAGUGAAGCAGGUCAUUUUGGUGCUUGGUUAUGUGAUACUAGAGUUAGAGCCUUGAUCCAGGAUUUAAUUCUAACACUAAUAAACAUAAAGCAGCUGGCUACGAUAAACAGACAAAGCACAUUUUAAUAAAAACUCAUUUCAGGAUAUCUUUGAGCAAAUGUAAAAGUCAACAAAUGAGUGUAUAAUACAGAUAAACUAAUUUCUUAGUAAGAGCUUACCGGUAAAUGUCCUGAACUAUUUUUUUGUGUGUGUGCUGACUGAAGAUGAGCAGUCAGAAAAGCACUUCUGAAUAUAUAUAUUCAUGAUUUCAAAUGUAAUAUUUAUAAUGAUAAUACUGUUGGAAAUGGUGGAUUUCUUGUCAGUUUAAUGACCAAAUAUUGUGAGGUCUAACAGUGCUUUAAAUGUGCUUGCUUGUUCAGCUAUUUAUGCUCUUUAAGGACUAAAAAAGCCAUGGUUUACUCUUAUUUACCUCUCUAUUUGCUUAUGAAUAUUGUAAUAUAAUCUAUAAAUACUUAAACAUGUAAAAGCAUUCCUUUCAUGUUUUGGUUUAGAUGUUAUAACAAAUAAUUUUAGAGCGAGAACUUUGUGAAUAUUUGUCAGAUUGGUUGUAUUUAUUUAAAGCUGAGUCCUGUAUUUAUGAGAGGAAAGGAAAGAAAAGGUCAAUGAAAAAGUCACAAGAAGCAUGAAAUCUCAUUGUUCUCCUCAAACAUGCAGAUAUGCAGUGUCUUGUAGCAUUAUGCAUAGAGGUUUAUGUGCCUUUAAAGAACAAAGCAAAUGUUGCAACUGCUUUUGCUCAUAGCGGUGCUGUUCUUGUGUUCAUCAGCUGUAACCUUUAGCUUCGAAUACAUUUAUGCAUUAGAUGUGAGACUGAUGUUCUUGUUUUGUAAUGUCCAUUGUGGAGAGCAGAUCAUUUUAAACUGAUGUUAUGAAGGUUGAAACGUAUUUCUUAUACAAAUUUUGCAAUGCUAUAAUACUUAACAUGAUUUUUGUUACAACAUUUGUGAAUACUGAUUAAACUUAUUGAUAGUGUUGAAUUAAUUGCUUACAGCGCUGCAUGAUAAUAACUUAUGUAAGAUUUAUCACUGCACUGGAAUAUGCAUAUUAUUUAUUUCCUCAAAUAAUGUGCCAUUUCAAUUAAAUAUUCCACUGUGCCUUCUGGUUCUUUUGAGAAGUGCAUUUAAAGCAUACUUAAAAAAAAAAAAAAUACUUAUUAGGAAAGCAAUAUACUUGUAUCAUUAUUAUGGAACAAAUGUUGUAUAUAAGUUACAUGAGUGUUAUUUCCUAAAUCUGAGAAGUUAAGCAUUUGUGUUUUUUGAAGUAUUUUAGCAGCACUUAAGCAAAAUAUGUGAUUUUGUCACUUCUAAUAAGCUAUUUUUGCAUGUACUUCUGAUAUACUUUGGUCAGGUGCACUGAAAAUAAAAUGUCCUUCAAAGCAACUGUAAUUUAGAAAAA